This is a messenger RNA of Sphaeroforma arctica JP610, 666 nucleotides long. RefSeq lists its product as hypothetical. The record is from RefSeq and is a predicted model, not a curated record. Gene Ontology annotation, cellular component: cullin-RING ubiquitin ligase complex. Gene Ontology annotation, biological process: ubiquitin-dependent protein catabolic process; protein ubiquitination. NCBI's taxonomy places the organism in Eukaryota, Ichthyosporea, Ichthyophonida. The transcript has 6 exons. Gene Ontology annotation, molecular function: ubiquitin protein ligase binding. Bases 1 to 666 code for a protein of 221 amino acids.
AUGUACACGUCCUUCCAGACAGCCUUCCUCGAGGCCACCCAGGAGUACUAUGCGGUCGAGGGCCGCCGAUUAGUCACUACACUCACCGUCCCAGAGUAUCUGCAGUACAUCAGCAAGCGCAUGCAACAGGAACAGAGCCGCAUUGAGGACUAUCUUCACACAGACACUUGGGUGCCUGUGUGUGCCAUCAUGAGACAGGAGCUGUUGAAGACCCAUGUGUCGGAGUUGCUGGAGAAGGGCUUCCAUGCCAUGGUCAAGGAUAGCAAGCUGGAUGAGCUUAAGAUGCUGUACCGGUUACUGUCGACGGUGGAUGCAUUGGAGGACCUCAAGGUUCACUUCAUCACUUACUUGAGGGCCGCCUGCAGUGAGAUGGUGCUGGACGAGGCACGCGACAGUUCAAUGGUGGUCGAUCUAUUGGUCUUACGCAGCAAAAUAGAUACCAUUCUGGAGAAGUCCUUCGGCAACCAGGAGAAGCUGCGCAAUGCCUGUAAAGACGCUUUCGAAGCCACCAUCAACGCACGACCCAACAAACCAGCUGAGCUCGUGGCCAAAUUCAUAGACAGGAAACUACGCGCGGGAUACAAGAACACGACCGAGGGGGAGCUAGACGAACUACUGGACGAUGUGAUGGCCUUGUUCCGGUUGAUACAUGUACGUGACUGGUAG